Messenger RNA from Meloidogyne enterolobii, 1722 nucleotides. The record is from the annotation of a GenBank genome assembly. NCBI's taxonomy places the organism in Eukaryota, Metazoa, Nematoda, Chromadorea, Rhabditida, Meloidogynidae.
AUGUACACUCAAAGAGAGCAACAAUAUCAAAGACUUCUUGAUCGUUUACAUUCUUUAAAUAAUUUAAAAUCUUUACCCGACCAAUUAUUUGGCUAUUUACUUGCCAAAUCUGACCCUGUGCCUAUUUCUGUGCCAAAAGGAGUUAUUUUAUUUCGGCAAGGCGAAUGUGUACAAGGGUGGUAUUUACUUCUUUCGGGAGAAGUCCAACUAUACAUUGAACAAACAACAUCGGAAAGCGAUAAUAAAUUUAUUGAACAACAAAUUAAAAUUAUAGGGCCGGGUACUUUAUUUGGAGCUUUACAAACUAGUCACAAACACUCCUGUUCAGCAAAAAUUUUAAAAAAUGCAGAAUUUGUCAGAAUUCCCCAAAAUAAUUUUCUUCUAAUUUAUAAUAAAUGGGCAGACAGAUUACAAUCUUGUAUUGUUUUAAUGGAAGAUUUAAAUAAUAAUAAUAAUCAAAACCUCCCAAAAAGUAACAGACAACUUCCAAAAUUACCAAAUGAAAAGAAAAGGAGAACAAAAGAAGAAAAAGAGAAUACUAACAAUAAAUUACAACAAAAUGAACAAUUAAAAAAUAAAAAAAUAAAUAAUUUAAAUGAAGAAAAAAUUGAAAAUAAAAAUAUUGAAAAUGGGUUUUUAUUGGAAAUUAAAGAUUUAUUUGAAUAUGAUGAUAAACAAUUAUUUUUUGCUUCGGAAAUUCUUGCAAAUGAAAUGUCUAAUUGUAGUCAACAGGCAAAGAAAAAUUUUUUUAAUUAAAAAAUUUUAGGGAUUUAUAAAAAAAAAUCAUAAUUUAUUUUCUCUCGUGGAAAAUCAAAUGGGCGUUCAUUAGAUAUCCUUUAGGAUUUUCUUUUAUCUAAAAAAUAAUUUUUUUUUUAUUAAAAUAACAAAUAUGAGUGUACCUAUUUUCUCGAUUAACCACCCUCCCUCGGAUAAUUAAUUAAUUUAACGAUUAAUUACCUCCCCCCCAUAGCGAGAAGCUAUAAUCACUCAGGGAUUAUUCAAGAAAUUCGGUAGUUUAAAAGUUUCAGACCGAAAUCAACAUCUAGUAAAACUAACAUGAAUUGUUUGAAUACUAUCCCAUAUCUUUCCUUUACCAACUUUAAUCUCAAAAUUAACAAAUAAAAAUUGAAAAAAAAUUUUUUAAUUAAAAUAUUUUUUUAAUUAUUAAAAAAAAUAUUUUUCAUUUUUUUAGUUAACAGGUUCAGAAUUUUGUGAUAAAUUAAUAAAUAUUUGGAUUGAUUGUUUUAAUAUUCCAUUACCUUCAGAUUAUUUAAUAGAAUUGGGAAUAGGGCAAUUAUUGCUAGACAAUUCUUUAUUAAUUAUUUCAAAAAAUUCUGAUCACAAUCCCCAAUUCAAUUUUUCCUCAAUUUAUUAUUGGUCAUUACCCUCAACAUCAGAAAAUAAAUUAAAAUAUUUUAAUAAACAAAUAUUAGCUAAUUCUCUAAUUUUUCUUGCAAAUUCUGGAAGGGAUUCCCUUUUACAAACAAUUCUUAAAAAACCGUAGGGUUUUUUUAAUGACUUAAGAAAAUAUUUUUAUUUUUUAAGAAAAGAUUUUCGAACAGAAGAAGAAUUAAAAUUAAUUUUAGAAGAAAUUAAUUAUAUUCGCGGUUUUAGUUAUUUAAGUAAAGGAAUUAAAAGAGGAAUUGCUAGAAUUAUUUGCUUAGAAAUUGUUGAAUAUGCCGGCACUGUAAUUUUUAAAAAGGGAGACUUAGCUAAUUGCUG